CCUGUUCGACAUCUGAAAUAUUCAUCCUUUAAGAAAUCCUUGCUGGGCAGUGUUUCUGACAGUGGAAAUGUAACUCUCUGGGAUGUAAAUACCCAGGCCCCAUAUCAUAAUUUUGAAAAUACUCACAAAGCACCAGCCUCAGAAAUCUGCUUUUCUCCAGUCAACAAGCUGCUGCUUGUAACUGUAGGUUUGGAUAAAAGAAUUAUUCUCUAUGACACUUCAAGUAAAAAGUUACUGACAUCAAUAGUAGCCGAUUUUCCUCUGACAACAGUAGACUUCAUGCCUGAUGGUACUACUUUGGCUAUAGGAUGUUCCCGGGGAAAAAUCUGCCAGUAUGACUUAAGACAACUGACAUCACCGCUGAAAACAGUUACUGCGCACAAAGGCUGUGUGAAAUGCAUACGUCUUCAGUGCAGUACCACGUUUUCCAAGUCUAACCUUACAGGUCUUUCAAAUAAACCUGUAUCCAAAGGAGUGGAAGUCAAAGCUUGUAGUAAUCUUGGAGGAAUUCAAAAUACUGGCAUCAAAAAUCUUGCCUCUCAGGCAUCAGCAACAGUUUCAUCUCACCUGAUAUCGCCGAAUGAGAAUAAGGGAGGAGAGGUUGGUCAGGAGAAAACAGGUUUUCCCCAUAGCUGCAGCUUGGAUGUGAUUCCAUCUAAAGAAACAGAUCAUGGGAAAACUGCUGAUUUAAAUAAUUUUGAGUUGACUCGGAGUAGUUUAGGAGAUGUGUUUUCUCCAGUCAGAGAUGAUACUGUUCCAAGUAAAGUGAAUGAAGAUCCUCAAGGAAAAGGAGAUGAUGUGGAUUUUCAGUCCUACCUUUUGGGUUUGGAUUUUCUCCCGCAGCUCACCUCUUCCCUUCCAGUAAAAAGAAACCCAGUGGGCAGUAGUGCCCAAGGGAUACAGUCUAGCCCGUUACAUGUAUUUAUGGAAUCUCCAAUUAAAGAAGAGGAAGAACAUCCAGAGACUGACGCUAAGAAAAUAAAUCUUGGAAAGCAAGAGUGUAAAGAAGUCGUAAAGCAGCUUUCAAAGUCGAGCUCAUUAAGCACAGAAUCUGUAACUGUAAGUCUUCCACCGUCGUCCACUGCUGUGAAGGCUCCCGAUACAAAUGAGCGAGUCGUGAAGAAUAUUCCGGCCCAUCCUGCGUAUGAUCAACCAGUGAAUGGUACUACCUCAACAAGUCCAAAGAUAACGUCACCUGUCACUGCCGGAGUUGCCAGUUCAUUGUCAGAAAAAAUAGCAGAGACCAUUGGGAGCGGCAGACCAAAUGCACCGCUGACAUCGAUCCAAAUAAAAUUCAUUCAGAAUAUGAUACAAGAAACAAUGGAUGACUUCAGAGAAGCAUGUCAUCGAGAUAUUGUGAAUUUGCAAGUGGAGAUGAUCAAGCAGUUCCAUAUGCAGUUGAAUGAAAUGCACUCUUUACUUGAAAGAUACUCUGUAAAUGAAAGCUUAGUAGCUGAAAUUGAGAGACUGCGGGAGGAAAACAAAAGGCUGAGGACUCACUUCUGAAAGACUUGCACUGCUAAUUUGAUUAGCGUGAACUC
Molecule: messenger RNA, 1541 nt
Organism: Eurypyga helias (sunbittern)
Lineage: Eukaryota; Metazoa; Chordata; Aves; Eurypygiformes; Eurypygidae
Gene: NEDD1
Product: neural precursor cell expressed, developmentally down-regulated 1
Exons: 10
Biological process (GO): microtubule nucleation; mitotic cell cycle
Cellular component (GO): ciliary basal body; centriole; pericentriolar material
Molecular function (GO): gamma-tubulin binding
Source: RefSeq, a predicted model, not a curated record